Messenger RNA from Cephus cinctus (wheat stem sawfly), 5279 nucleotides. It is a transcript of the gene Spred, whose product is annotated as sprouty-related, EVH1 domain-containing protein 3. The transcript is spliced from 6 exons. Lineage: Eukaryota; Metazoa; Arthropoda; Insecta; Hymenoptera; Cephidae. Gene Ontology annotation, cellular component: membrane. Bases 982 to 2397 code for a protein of 471 amino acids. The record is from RefSeq and is a predicted model, not a curated record. Gene Ontology annotation, biological process: multicellular organism development; negative regulation of MAPK cascade. Gene Ontology annotation, molecular function: protein kinase binding.
AAAUCGGGAAACACGGGAAAUGGCCAUACCCUCGGGAGUAUUCCGGUUAAUCCUGGUGGGUGAAAAUCGGUGGAGUCGCUGGUGUCAUACGCGCUCGGGGCAAGGCACGGUGCGUCUCCACCAUUUUAGAUUUUCGUGGAAAACCGGCAACGCUCCGCAAUUACAUUAAUCGUAGGAACUACGAAAUGAUUAAGCGGGCCUUCACAAGCAAGAUUAUAACGAUGAACUUGCAUCAGGGUGUUUUGUGCUGCUAUACCGGCCCUAUGUUUGAUCCAGCCGCGAAAUGUGUCAAUGGUUCUUUCUCACUUCUUGUAUCCUAUCUACCAAUCUCUCUUUCCCUAUACCUUUUUUACUCAGCCGCUAUCUUUUUAUUUGUCUGCCUCUCUUCGUUUUUCCCAGAUUUUGUAUUCAUGGAGAUCUAUCUUUUUCAUUCUUUUACUCAUUCUAAGGAUAACUUUUUAUAUAUUCUGGAAAGACUAACGCUUUACUAUUUUACGUGUGAUUUCCAUCCAUUCUUUAAUGUUUAGUUCUACCUUGUUCUAUUCUUCUUUAUUUCUUUUGAUACUUCAUCUGGCUAUCGAAGAAUUUUGAAAAACAACCUUUGUUUUCCGAGUUCUAUACUCAGGUUGGACGAGCAUAAACGUAUGUCGCAUGUGUCACAAUUUUUACAUGCGGAAGUGCAUGUAUGACCGACGUUCAUUUUUCGAAUCGAUGUCAGUAUGUAUCACUGCUUCCUUCAUUUCUUAAUUUCUUUCUUGCAUAUUUCUUACACUUUUUCUAUCGUAUUAACAAAUUUUUUUUAAAUAUUCAUUGUACUCAGGCCUUUUGUAGUUCUUGUACCAGACAUUGUUACUAGAGUUUUACCUUCAUAUAUUUACGUUACUACCGUUAAUUAUCAAAAAUAUAUGAUUGAAAAUUACAUAAUUUCUUGAAUUUACAUGAUUGUAAUAGUUUGUCCCCUUUGAGCAUAAAAAUCCAUUUAUGCACACUUUUUAUUGCUUAAAUGUAUCUUUUCAUGCAAGUAUGUUAAGGUUUUAUGGAUAUUUAGUGUAUUAUUUUUGUCUCACUUCUGGGGGUUAUUGGAGAUUUAUAGUUUCUGGACCAAUUAAAUCUAUUGUUCACAGUGGUAACUACUUGGUGAGGGUACGGGCGCAGGUGAUGACACGGGACGACAGCUCUGGUGGUUGGGUACCUCUCAGUGGUGGAGGAUUGGCUAAUGUCUCAGUGAGACGAAGGACGACCUCAGCUGCUGGUGCCCAUCAACCUGGCGGUACCAAUGGUGCUGGUGUUCCUAUAGCUACUGUCAAUCCUGCGCCCUCAACCACCAAUUCGGUUCACUCUACCGCGAGCUCCGCCGUCGCUAGCCAAGGACAUGGAUCUUCCAGUACUUCACCACCUGGAGCAGCUAAGAGGAGGCAUGAGUAUCUCAUUUAUGGAAAACGUAUUACAGAUCAAUCGGUCGUUCUUAGCUGCACCAUCAAGAAGGACUUUGAGUAUAACAAGGUCAUGCCGACCUUUCACCAUUGGCGUACCGGUGAGAAGAAGUUCGGUUUGACCUUUCAAACUGCCGCCGAUGCAAGAGCCUUUGACAAAGGCGUUCGCACUGCAGUCGAGGAACUGCUGGAAGGAUUGGCCGAAUCUACUUUCUAUGGUUGUCAUACAGACGUCGGCGACGAUGAUGUGUUUAUGACGUUAAAUUUACCGGUGGAGCCACCAGAUCCACGCCAGUCCUCGGAGACGCCUCGAGGAGUAGUUCGAAUGCCGAAUUAUCAUUCCCAAUGUUCGGAGUUACCUGAUCCUCAUAGACCGAUACACAUCAUCGGAGGACCUUCGGUAAAGUUACCCCCGUCGCAUCAUCCUCUGGAAUCUACAGCGGAUGUAGGCUCCGACAAUUACCCUUACGUGCAGCUGACGACGCUCAACCACGAGUAUAUGUAUCCCGUGAUUGAAGAUCGCAAGGGUGAGAGAUGCGACCGACGUAAUUCUGCAAGUUCUCUGAAGAAGCCAGAUGUAAUAGUUUCUCAACCUAGCAAGAGCACGUCAAAGAGAAAUGUUCGAUUGCUAUGUAAGCAUUGCCAAGAGCUAUACUCAGAACAACAUAAUCCAAGAGGAUCCUGCGAGUAUGCGCCAGAUCCGGUUAAACGUGGUAUUGCCACGAUAUCUUGUCUCUCCUGUGCCCAAUGUAUGCUAUACCAUUGUAUGAGCGAUGCGGAAGGUGACUUUGCGCAGAAUCCCUGCAGCUGUAGUACCGAGGAAGGUUGCGGAAGACGCUGGUUCGGGUUAGCGCUAUUAUCGAUGAUUGUACCCUGCCUCUGGUUCUAUCCGCCGUUACGUGCCAUACAUUGGUGUGGGAUGUCCUGCGGAAUGUGUGGUGGACGGCAUCAUCCCAUGGAAUAACUGGAGGAGCCCUUUGAUAUCUCUGCACCGUUCUCAGUGGAGACUUCCCGACUAAGAUCUUCGCGAUCCGUGGUAGCAAACGUAUACGAAUGCCACGACCUGAGUAUGGGCCGGUGCCAGAGAUAUCAAAGGGGUAGACAGCUCCCGGUACACGCACUGAUACACCAGCGCCAUCUAUGAUCAAGUUGUUGAAAUCGCACCGGGUACAUGACCAAUACACUUUAUUUGUCGUAAGCUUCUGUUUACCUGAACUACGGGGUGCGCCAUUCUGGAUGACAGUUAAAAUGACGAUGGAGACAUGGAUUCAAAUAGUGGAAUAGACUUUGUAAUGGCAAACAAAUUCCAAGUAUUUGCGAUGCACUACGUAGCUCAAGUAAUAUUAACAGAAUGGAAAUGAACUGUUAAUCAUUCAGCUCUAUUUAUUCCUGUGCAUUGGGAGGUGUACUACACGAGAUACAUGCAUCAGUGUUGCCUUAUGUAAGAAACUGCAAUUAUACGUGGUGUACCUUAACGUAACUUGAGAACUACCCCCGAAAGGUCUGUUUUAAACAAGUAGGAACAUAGUGAAAAUAUUUGGAAUUAAUUCUGCAAAAGAAUCAUUCGGAACUACACACUAAAUGCUCAUUGCUAGGAUAAUUCUAUUAUAGCCAAAGCUUCUCCUUGGCUAUUUAAGGUAACCGUUCAGAGUGAUUAAUAGUUGGUUCUACAGGUUCCCAACUGUGCAAGGUUUAACCAGAGGAAUGAAACGUGAAUGCAAGCGAUGGCAUUGCCAUUACAAAAGAAAAGAUGUGGGUCCGGCAAAUCGGUGCAAGGUUUCAGAACAGACUUUGAGAAAAGGAAAAAGGAAUCUAAUUUGCAGUUUAAGUUAUAUUUAUAAGAAACAGUCAGUUUUUUACAGGUAGAUGUUUCGCGUUUUCGGCUUGAUCCUUAGAACGUACGAUCGUAGCGAAUAGUUCGAGGGAAAAACGAUACUUACCAAAGUCUUCGGGAAUGUCGACAGGACCUUUAGAUGAUUUAUGACGUUAGUGUUGUGUCGACGUUUCUGGAUUUGUCAUUAUUAUUUUAAAUGUUAAUGAUUAAAGCGACAAACUAAACACGUAACCUGUAUAACCUCAUUAGAUGGAAAGGAAUCCCGUAGCCAUAGGAUAAAAUUUUUCUUUUGCUUUUAUGCAGUAACUUGUAGCUCCUGAGAAUUUGGGUAACUUGAAAUUCGAUAAAAUUUCAAAAGGCUACAGCGGAAAUAAAAGCAAGAUAUAAAAAAGAAGCGCUUUAUAAUUGUACGCAAAGGAGAGAAAUCGCAAGCUAAAAAAAGAAAGUGGAAAAGUAUAUUCAACGAUUUACCUCCUUUGCCGUUUAUCUAAAAUUAUUUUUAAAUUCAUCUCGGCAUAUCGCGCGCGUGCGCCUGACACUCCAGUGACAAAAAGAAAAAGACAAACGGGCGCCUACCUUAUUGCGAAUGUCUUUUGAAUAACUUGGCGUGCCUAAAUUAAAAAAAAUAGAGAUGACGCUUCUUUAUAAAGUUGCAUCGCAAAUAUUGCACGUCCAAACGAAAGCGUCGUUACUCUCCCGCGAUGUGCCAAGAGUCUUUGUUGUUUUGUUAAGGAGGUUCGGUGAUGGCACAAAAUCCAUGAUAAAAUUCUGCAUUUGUUGUAUAUAUUAGACAAUAACGAAAUCUUCAUCUAUGCAAAAUUAAAUAUAAUUUACUGUAUAGUUUUUGAGAUAUAAAAAAAUCUAAAAGUUUCAAUUGCCACUAUAUAUACUCAACCUAUGAAAAUGAAUAAGGUCAAAAUUCAAUUUAAGUAGAUUUUAAUUAUUUGCGGUUUGAACGCCGAGGGUAUCUUAUAUUUUCACUCAUUUAUUUUUGAACCAAAAAUCUUGGAAUGUUUUUUACUCUCUGUUUAAACUGUGCUUCCCUAUUACUAUUAUUAUUAUCAUCAUUGAACCUCCUUAAUUUCUAUUUUUUACGUGAAGUCUGAUUUCGUUGAGACUCAUUUGUGCGUUAGAGAAAUUUAACGUAGGAUCAAAGAGAGACGAAAAAUUCGAAACGUGCAACUAUUGUGCGUACCGUAAAACCUGAAAUGCAAGAGAGCAAGAGAAAAAAUCUUAAAAGAAAAAAGCAAAAGAACGAAAUUGAUUUGUUAUAAUAAACAAGUACAGUCCGUACCAAUAAUUUCUCUAAAAACAGCUGUCAGUAGGUGCGUUCCUAGUGAAAUUUUUUCGAAGAUUCUCCGCUUCUGUCGGCUCGCACAAAAAAAUGUCACACGUUUCGAACUUGCAUACCAUUAUUUUAGCGUUCAAUGAAGUUGGGUGGAAGGAGAAAAAACGAAAAUUGUAAGCAAGGAGCACGUGUGACAAGAAGAAUGUAGCGUGUAGAUGUGAAGAGUUAUGCGGUGAAUGCGUGUCAUGUAUGAACGUUAAAUUGGGUAAGUGCGUAUGCAUGCGUGGGCGUUUGUGAUGCGUUGAUAAUGUGCGAUUCUUUUCGAAUGAAUAUUACGUAGUGUAUUCGAUUUUCUAUUGACUUUUUUACGGUUUUGUAUAUUCAAAAGGUGACAGUGUGUUCCUAAGGGCUCAGAGGAGCACACUAGUCGUUUUUUGCUUUAGGGUAGCCUGUAUAGAAUUUAAAAAGAAAAAGGACGAUAGAGAAGAAAAAGAGUGAAGGAAAAAACAGAGACAAUUUUUUAUUUAUGCCACUUGUAACACGCACGCUCAUGCACACAUCGAGAGAAGUGGCAAAACCAUAUUCAAAGUGAUAAAAUAUAAAGCGAGAGACGCUCCUAUUUACAUUACGAUUGUAUCGUACGUUUAAACUUGUCAAACUUCAUGCGAAGAGGUCGAAGGUGAAGAAACGAAAAAAUAUAGAUCCCGCCGAAAGGUUCCGUUAA